AUGGAGGCCUCAGGUGCUUUUACUUGCCACGUGGAUGGGAGGCUCAAUGAGAGAGAGAGGAUUGGAGAACUGGGGGCACCUGAAGUCUGGGGGCUGUCGCCAAAGGUUCCUGACCCCGAUUCCGAUGAGCAUACACCGGUAGAAGAUGAAGAGGCAAAAUCUAAGAGUAGUUCUUCAGAUUCCAGCUCAGAAGAGGAAAAAAAGAAAAAGAAGAAGAAAAGAAAGAAGAAAAAGCGAAAGGCAUCCAAAAGAAAACGCAGAAAACAUUCAGAAGACAGCGACAGCGAGUCAGAGUCCGAGCAGAACUCCAGUGAUGAAGACAAAAAGAAAAGCAAGAAGAAGAAAAAGAAGAACAGAAAGAAGAAGUAUAAGAAAAAGAAAAAUAAGAAGAGCAGGAAGGAAUCCAGUGAUUCCAGUAGUGAAGAUUCUGAUGACGAAACGUUUCAAGGGGAAGAUCUCUGGAUUGAGAGAUCAAAAAAUACAGAAGCUGAUAGCUUGAUUGGACCAGAAGCUCCCAAAACCCACGCGUCUCAGGAUGAUAGGCCUUUGAACUAUGGACAUGCUCUCUUGCCCGGUGAAGGUGCAGCAAUGGCAGAGUAUGUAAAAGCAGGAAAACGUAUACCCCGGAGAGGUGAAAUCGGCUUGACCAGUGAAGAGAUUGCAUCGUUUGAGAGCUCUGGUUAUGUCAUGAGUGGCAGCAGACAUCGCCGAAUGGAAGCUGUGCGUCUGCGUAAAGAGAACCAGAUUUACAGCGCAGAUGAAAAGAGAGCUCUGGCAUCCUUCAACCAGGAAGAGAGGAGGAAACGAGAGAAUAAGAUCCUUGCAAGCUUUCGAGAGAUGGUCUACAGGAAGACUAAAGGCAAAGAGGAAAAAUAAUUCUUUAUUUGAACUGUACACCAUAGAGACUACCAAGCAGCAGCUAAUCUGUUCCAGUCAUGAUUUGAAAAAAGCUGCAAGUGCUGCAGUGCCUUUCACCCAACAGGGCCAAGCCUCAGGAGUGGAUUAUUUGUAUCAAGGAAACAGUUACUUUUGGAUUUGUUCACCGUUGAAAAGGAAUCCCUGUAAAGUGAAAGGCUACAAGGCAGGGAAGGCUGGAGCAGGCAGGGAAGAUUAGAGGUAGCAAUGAAUCAGACAAGCAGGAGGAUUCCAUGGGAGAGCUUCGUUACCUGAUGCUGAUAAGUGAGAUUUUUUUCCAUUUAUUUUGAUUAAUAAGAGUAGACUGGCCAUCAGAAGCAAGCUACCAGUAACAGUAGCAAAAAUGAAGGAAUUCCUAAGUUCCUGUUUAAGACUGUCCGCUUAGAUUUAUUUUUUUUCAUGUCUUUUAUUUUUUUCUCAAAGCAGUUGAUCUUUCGUUUGUUGUUCAAACUGGACUUGUAAAUAGAAAAUUUGUAAUUUAAUACAGAUGGGCUUCAAUUACUUUAAAGCAAGCAGAUUGCAAUUGGGGUGUAAAGUAAUAGUAAUAGAAGGGUCUGAUUAUCAAUCCACCAAAGCCCGUGGGGAAGAACUAAGUUGCUUGCUUCUUUUUCUCCUAUGUUAUACAUAGGUAUCAGAGCAGUGGGGUGCAGUGGUUGGAACCCCUGCAUGUACGCAGGUGGUAACAAGGAUGUAUCUUUCAAUUUAUUUGAAUUUUUUUUUUGUCUGUGGAAGGGUUCUAGAUUAAAACCUUAUUUUAACUCCUAUGGUAUUUUAAUUUGGUAUGUUUCAGCAGUGUCACAUAGCUCUCUUUAAACUCCGUACUCAGAGGCCUACUCCAGGUAGUGCUUUUGUGGUGGCUAUCUUUGAUUCAACUGCAUCUUUCCAAAUAUACACCCCCUUAUUUUUCUCAAAUGCUUUUAAAAACAAAGUGUUUUUUAGAGGUUUGUUUUUUGGUUUUUUGUUCCACUAAAUCUCUGUGUUGUAGUUUUGGCAGCAGAGAUUGUCUUCUUGUAUGUUUGUAUAAAGAAAAUAAAAGUCCUAUAAUGUUUGCCCUGGG
This is a messenger RNA of Calidris pugnax (ruff), 1972 nucleotides long. It is a transcript of the gene NKAP, whose product is annotated as NFKB activating protein. Lineage: Eukaryota; Metazoa; Chordata; Aves; Charadriiformes; Scolopacidae. Gene Ontology annotation, biological process: regulation of gene expression. The transcript is spliced from 9 exons. Gene Ontology annotation, molecular function: chromatin binding. The record is from RefSeq and is a predicted model, not a curated record. The coding region runs from base 1 to 876 and encodes 291 amino acids. Gene Ontology annotation, cellular component: nucleus.